AUGGUUCAAGUUCAGUCAUUACAUGGCUUAAUAAUUUUUCUAGCUCCGCCACUGUUUGUAAUGGAUAGUUGUAGACAUAUUGAACAAACCUUGAAACGGAGAAGAUGGAGAUCAAUCACUUCAAAGAUUUUUCUAGACAAGAAAAAUUCUAAGUAUGCCAAAAACAUUCAACCUUCCUUAAGAGUAUGGGCUAAAAUCAUCCUGGGAUGCAUUUGUCAGAAGCCAUCAACCAAAACUUUGGACAAUAUUAAUGUGAAUGAGAAGGUUAUUGCUUGUAAAAUAAUCCUUGCCAAAGACUUCCCAACUUUCUACUUGGCAAGGUUUCCUGAAAUUAAUCCUUCCAUUAUUAAACCUGUGUUUGCCCUCAAAGCUGACUAUUCUGAUCCUGUUGUCAAGAAGAAAAGAAAGCUCUCUAAGAAAUAUAUCUAUGAUGAUGCUUUUAAACUAUCAAAGAAGUUGAAGACCAUCUUCUCAAAAGAAGCCUCUAAAUUUUGUCCAAAAAAUCAGAACAACUUUGUGUACGGAUGCUUCUGA
This is a messenger RNA of Vicia faba (fava bean), 534 nucleotides long. The record is from the annotation of a GenBank genome assembly. Lineage: Eukaryota; Viridiplantae; Streptophyta; Magnoliopsida; Fabales; Fabaceae.